AUGAAGAACUUUAACCCAAACACCGAGGAAAACAGUGGCAAGAACCAGUUGGAGUCCCUCUGCGAGGAGACUGAGAUGUCCAUGGUAGACGGAGGGAUAUCGUCUUCUGAAAUUCAAGAGGAAGGAGAGAAAGGGGCCGAUAACAAAAGUAUUUUCACUAUCACAGACACCCCAGACAAACCAAACAACAGCAACAACCACAACAACAACAACAGUGAGAAGCAACAUAAAGAAGUCAGGUUCAAGAACAAAAUAUUUACCAUAGACCUCACCGAAGAAGACCUACACGAAGACAACGACAGUAUCUAUGGCAACGCGUUGGCAGGCACGCUCAGCCAUACGCCUGUCAACGAUGACAGCCCUAUCAACAGUCUCAACGGAUAUAUGGUAUCGGACGAUUCUGACGACAGUAAUCACUGUGAAAUUUACAUACCGGUUGAACCUGAUCGCAGCAAUAGAGUCACCAGAGAAAUAGCUACUAGAAAUGAUGAAUCCUUAGACUCGGGAAUCGAAGUUGUCAACGCUUUUAACUGCAGACGGAACAGGAACAGAAGAAACAGCGUUCAUAGCAACGGGUUCAAUCUUGGGACAAUCAUAAAUAUGGACGAUAGUUGA
This is a messenger RNA of Candidula unifasciata, 615 nucleotides long. The record is from the annotation of a GenBank genome assembly. Lineage: Eukaryota; Metazoa; Mollusca; Gastropoda; Stylommatophora; Geomitridae.